CCCAACCAUGACGGUGUCGUACUCUCUUGAGGUGGCCAACGCCAGGUUCCACGGCUUCUCCAGGCUGCUGUUCAGGUGGAAGGGAAGCAUCUACAAGCUGAUGUAUAAGGAGUUCCUGGUUUUCUGUGCGGUGUAUCUGUUUUUCAGCGUCUUCUACAGGGUCUUCCUCACGCCGAAGCAGCAGGAUCUGUUUGAGCGCGUCGCCCUUUACUGCGAUCAGUUCACCAACACAAGCUUCAUCCCUGUUCUGUUUGUUCUCGGUUUCUAUGUGAACCAGGCCUUCACCCGUUGGUGGGGUCAGUACACCAGCUUCCCCCUGCCGGACAACCUGAUGAUGGUGGUGUCAGGAAACGUGCACGGAGCGGACGAGAGGGGUCGCCUGCUGCGACGGACCCUCAUGAGAUAUGCCAACUUGUCCUCAGUGCUGAUCCUGCGCUCCAUCAGCACCAGAGUCCGCAAACGCUUCCCAACCCUGGAGCACGUCGUGGAGGCAGGAUUCAUGACAACACAUGAGCUGAAGAAUUUCGAGUCUCUCCACUCUGACUUCAACAAGUACUGGAUGCCCCUGACGUGGUUCUCCAACCUGGCGGCCCAAGCCAGACAAGAGGGCCGAGUCAGGGACGACAUCGCUCUCAGGCUGCUGAUGGACGAGCUGAAUAACUACCGAGCAAAGUGCAGUCUGCUGUUUCACUAUGACUGGAUCAGCAUCCCUCUGGUUUACACUCAGGUGGUAACCAUUGCCGUUUACUCAUUUUUCGCCUUCUGCGUGAUCGGCCGACAGUUUUUGAACCCCCAGAAGGGAUACAGCAGUCACAGAUUUGACAUGUACGUCCCCGUUUUCACCCUGCUGCAGUUCUUCUUCUACACCGGCUGGCUAAAGGUAGGAGAGCUCAUAAUCAACCCUUUUGGCGAAGACGAUGAUGACUUUGAAACCAACAAGCUGAUUGACCGAAACAUUCAGGUGUCCAUGCUGGCUGUGGACGACAUGUACCAGAACCUGGCUCCGAUUGUGAAGGACAAACACUGGAAGAACAGCCUCUUCUCAGUCCCUUACACCCAGUCGACGGCAGCAGAGACACUCAGACCAGCGUUCAAAGGCUCCACUUAUGACAUGAGGAUGAGCACAGAAGAUCUUGAGAUCCAUCAGCCAACAGAUGUACCUGUGACCAAACAGUAUUUACCUCUACCGAACUCUCUGGGCGAUGGGCUUCGUGGUUUCCAGCAGAAAAGUAAUGUGAUCCUGCGCAGCGGUAGCCUCCCUUUUCUGGUGGAUGUGUUGACUCACCAUGUGGAAAAUGAGGCAGAUGAAGCAGAAGAAGUCGGCACAGACACACCCAAUCAUGAGGACCCUGGGAAGGCCAUGGCUUAACCUGUUAUGAAAAUAAAGUCCUGCAUUGAUGGUUA
This is a messenger RNA of Fundulus heteroclitus (mummichog), 1404 nucleotides long. RefSeq names its product bestrophin 4 (gene best4). The coding region runs from base 8 to 1369 and encodes 453 amino acids. Gene Ontology annotation, molecular function: chloride channel activity. The transcript has 9 exons. Lineage: Eukaryota; Metazoa; Chordata; Actinopteri; Cyprinodontiformes; Fundulidae. The record is from RefSeq and is a predicted model, not a curated record.